CACCACUCUCACCUCACACUGCACCAUGUCGACCGCCGUGUCCCAGGUCGCCUCCCAGCUCCAGCCCUUCCUCGAGCAGGCUCGCGCCCUCUUCGAGCGCUACCCGCGCCUCAUCACGUCCACUACCCUUGUGGCGGUAACUAUUCCCUGGUUCGUCGACAACUUCCGCAAAUGGGACGCUCUCGGCGGGUUCGGCGCCCCUAAGCCCAUAGGCUACACCUUCGCUAUGCUCACGCUGCCCCUGGGCCGCGAGACGCUGUCUACUGAUAUGUACGACGCCGAUCCGGACAAGACUUCCUGGAUCGCCGACGCGCACACUAUUCCAGAGCGCAGAGGGGACAGGCCCAAGACAGGCUGGCACUUCUUCCCACACAGGCAGCUCGACCGGUACCCCAGCCCGGAAAUUCGACAGCGCCUCGUAGAGAUAUUCGACAAGCAUGCCGCAGCGAACACCAACCUGGUAGAGGUUACCCUCUCUCCUCGUGAGCGCUCGAACGAUGCCAUCGUGAUCAAGUCCUCGCUGCCUAGCCCGCACCCCGUGGCCAAGAAGGCGCUGCGCGAGAUUGCACACUGGCACCACCUCGACCACUCCAUGCACAUGAUCAUGGCGCCCCAGGAUUGCAAGCUUGUGAUUGAACGUGGCUGGGGCGAGAGACAUCCCGCUAGCGGCAGUUUCAUGCUGAACAAGGAGCAGGUUCUCAUCUAUUCUCCCCGUGACGAGGAAGAGCUCGAGGUGGUCGAGCGCCUUUUGAUUGCCUCUAUGGGAUACAUGACCAACUCCAAAAUCAUCAAUUGAGCUCAUCUUCGUUUCUCGUCUCGUGGUGAACUUGUCUUAUCUAUGUUAUUUGUAGUUCUUUACCAC
This is a messenger RNA of Coniophora puteana RWD-64-598 SS2, 862 nucleotides long. RefSeq lists its product as uncharacterized. The record is from RefSeq and is a predicted model, not a curated record. Lineage: Eukaryota; Fungi; Basidiomycota; Agaricomycetes; Boletales; Coniophoraceae. The transcript has 3 exons. Bases 26 to 796 code for a protein of 256 amino acids.